AUGUACAACUACGCGGUGCAACUUGAUGAUGAGUUUUGUACUACUAUGUUUUCUGGAGCAUACCAUCCGGCGUUCCAGUCCGUCAAAGGGUAUCAUGUUCUGCUAUCCAUUAUAUCCAUGUUCUCUAUAUCUUAUUUUUUCGUUGCCUACAGUAACCUAUUAGCAUUUCAUUUUAAUAUCAAGAUUUUGUUCUUCUUUCAAUUUUUCGCAUGUUUCCUUCAAGCGGCAAUAUUGGGUAUAGCACAGACCCAUCAUCUUGUCCUCGCCCUGAUUUCCACCAACCCUUGCGAUGUCGUUCUUCCACCUUGGCUCUACACAUCUCUCAAUCUCCCAUUAAUAUUCUCAAUGCUCUGUAUGGAGUUCUCCCAAAUCCUUAUGGUCAUUGAACGGACUUUGGCCAGCUGCCUAGUUAUCUGCUACGAGAAAUCCACAAAAACUAUCGGGAUAGUUCUCACGGUUAUCGCGAUCAUAGUCCCACUCAUAACAUGUUUGUAUAUGUACUAUGAUGAUGAAUUCGAUUAUCCACAAAUGAGUGCAAUGGCUACAUCUCCUGAUAGUGAAGUUAAAGUCAAUUAUAUUUUUAUCACAAUCAAUGUUCUCAAUUUUCUAACCCUCAUGCAUUCAAUUGGACUUUAUCGCCAUAAUCAACGGGAAGUCAGAGUGUGA
This is a messenger RNA of Caenorhabditis briggsae, 666 nucleotides long. RefSeq names its product Protein CBR-SRB-17 (gene Cbr-srb-17). The record is from RefSeq and is a predicted model, not a curated record. Gene Ontology annotation, molecular function: G protein-coupled receptor activity. Gene Ontology annotation, biological process: sensory perception of chemical stimulus. NCBI's taxonomy places the organism in Eukaryota, Metazoa, Nematoda, Chromadorea, Rhabditida, Rhabditidae. Gene Ontology annotation, cellular component: membrane. The transcript has 5 exons. The coding region runs from base 1 to 666 and encodes 221 amino acids.